Messenger RNA from Prorocentrum cordatum, 735 nucleotides. Lineage: Eukaryota; Dinophyceae; Prorocentrales; Prorocentraceae. The record is from the annotation of a GenBank genome assembly.
AUGGGUGCGCAGCCACGAGUGUAUGGGGUCCUUGCGAUGCCGGGUCCGAGGUUGGGGGAGGCUUUGCAUGGGUGGCAUUUUGGCACGGUGCGCACGCUUCCUCACAAUUUCGGAAAUGGCGGAUUGGUGAUCGGGCUGAACACCAUAAUCGGCUUUGUCAUAACCAUGGUCUACAAGCACGCGGAUGCGGUUGUGAAGUGCAUGCAGGACAUAACGGCUGUGAUUCUAAAUUUGGUGUCAGUGGCAUGUUUUGGGAAGACGUUGCUGUUGACCAUGUGGUGUGGGAUCUUGGUUGUAUGCAAUGCGCUCUACAACUACGCAGUGCUAAAGGGGGGCACGGUCAAACCGGCUUCUCAUCCAGACGCCAGAGCAUCAUUCCGUAGUACGAUUCUUGCUGGAGCUAGUCUGGUUGCGAUCAAAGUUACCAUCGCUGUUCUGUACAAGGUCUCUCAGGUUUCUGGAGGAGGCUUUGCUUAUGCAACCACUUCCGCUGUCUGCAUCAGUGAGGCUUUGAAAUGCAUGUUCAGCGUCGUGGCGCACAUUUUUUGGGGGAAGCGUGACAUUCACGGUGCAAUGCCCAUCAAGGUGUUAGUAGGCGCGUGGCUGUCGGCGAGAUCCCAGCUGUCGCUGAACGGAGUGGUGCAGAUAUGUGUCUUGAGCGGCAUGUACUGUUUCAACAAUCAGCUUUCCUUUUAUAUCGCCAUCAUGGUCGACCCAGGCACUAUGUUUCUAUAG